CUUUACUCUGCGUUGAAAUACGCCCAAGUGAGUGCCAUUGAUAACAUUUCACCGUCAAGAAAUCGAUCCAUUUCUCGAGUCUGCCUCCAUUUUACCAUCAAACUUGCGCGCGCCCUAAGAAAAGUCUCAGUCGGGUAGGCGCAGGAGCUGGUCCUCUCGUGCCGGCUCGUGCAUGCGUCAACCUCCAGGCUUCUUGACCUACUAAGUCUCGUCGUCCCAGCCGACAUCAUGUUUGUCUUACCACCACCGCCGCGCUACCCGACCCAAGCCGCGUACAAUGCGGCCCUUGCCGGAGGGCAUGUCGCGCCGAUGAUAGAGACCAAUAACAUUCUCUCCACUCCUUCGGGUCCCGAAUACCAAUUCCUUGUCGGCGAGGGUCUCUAUGUCCUCAAGGAAGAUCUGCAUCUUGCAACACCCCCGCCGCAUCCUUCCGAAGCCCCGAUAACGAACCCGAACCCGCUUUCGACAGCGCCCCAGCCCGCGACCGCUGGCACCAAGGCGUCUCUCCUGAGCCUCGAUACACGAUCAGGGCCGCCAGUCUUUACCAAGUCCGGGUCAACAACGAGCCUACCAUCAUCGGGAGGCGACCCUCGGUUCAGCUCCCAGGAGCUCAAUGAGAGCGGGAACGAGAACUCGACCGACGCAGGGAUCAGCAGCGAUGGACGUGGCAAUUCUACAGAGCUUGCCCAGUCGGCCCCAGCCUUUGGGCAAGGGAACAGUUUGUUAGCAAAGCCUCAGACCAAAAGCGGACGGCGAAGACAGCCGGGAAACAACAUCACCAAGAGCAACUCGUCCUUUAUCUCACGCGUUAUCGUUCACGAGACGCUCACCAAGAGAUUACAGGAGCGUGCUUCCGACGGCCUCUUUGCAUUUGCCAAUAUAAAUCGGGCAUUUCAAUGGUUGGAUCUUUCAUCACCGAACAAGGCCGACUACUUGACCAAAAUCCUGUUUACAAAGGCUCAUUGCCUCUGCCAUGAUGUGAACAAGGUCACCAGGAGCACAUCUCAUAUAGAUGUCAUCAUGGGCUUCUCCACAGGAGAGGUUAUUUGGUGGGAGCCAAUAUCUCAAAGAUAUCUGAGACUUAAUAAAAAUGGCAUCACGAACAAAACUCCCAUAUCCGAAAUACGUUGGAUCCCGGGUUCAGAGAAUCUUUUUAUGGCGGCUCACAUGGACGGCACGUUAGUCGUUUAUGACAAAGAAAAGGAAGACGCUGCCUUCUCGGUCGAGGACGAGGAGACCAUUAACGGCAAGGAGAAUAGCGACUCGGGAGCGGCUGCGGGAGCUUCAGGCGAAACCAAGCCCCGAGUUAACUUCAACUUCAGGACAAAAUUGCAGGUCGUAAAGUCGGUCACUUCCAAGAACCAGAAGACAAACCCCGUGUCUAUCUGGAAGCUUAGCAACCAACGCAUCAACGCGUUUGCCUUUUCGCCUGACAACCGUCACCUGGCUGUUGUGCAAGAAAAUGGCGAGCUCAGGAUCAUUGACUAUCUAAAAGAGCAACUCCUCAACAUAUUUCGUUCGUAUUAUGGCGGACUCAUUAGCGUCUGCUGGUCGCCCGACGGCAAAUAUGUCCUCACUGGCGGUCAGGAUGACCUCGUUUCCAUUUGGUACCCCGCCGAGGCAUUGCUCGUUGCUCGAUGCCAAGGUCACAAAUCUUGGGUGACGUCGGUAGCCUUUGAUCCCUGGAGAUGCGACGACAAGAAUUACCGAUUCGGCAGCGUCGCCGAAGACUGCCGGCUUUGUCUCUGGGAUUUCAACGUGGGGAUGCUGCAUCGGCCCAAAGCUACGCCAUCGAUCCACCAGCCGCCUUUACAACGUGCCGAAACCCAAAACACGUCAUCAACAAGGGUUCGUUCUGAGUCUACUGCAUCUAGCCGAGGAGCUGAGCUGUCUCUGCUGCAGUCGGUUCAAGCUCAGGCGGCAACAGCGCAACUACCGCCUGUCUGUUCUAUCAAGAUCGAUAAAGAUCCAUUAUGCUGGCUUGAGUUCACAGAGGACGCCAUAAUGACUAGUUGUAAGAGUGGUCACAUUCGCACAUGGAGCCGCCCAACAGAUGCAGUUGCCCAGGUCGCGGAUAAUUCGGAGAGUUUAUUGACAUGAACACAUGUCAUUCUGAAUUAGUUCUGGUGUAUGUUUUAUAUUCUUCCUCGUUUCGACCAGUUGGCCCAAUCUGCGUCAGAAUCAGUACAUACGAGUAAAUAUCAAACUGCAUGCGAUAUCUCGAUGCUACCUCCGUUCUCAACUUUGACGAAGCAUAUAAAUGGGAUGACUAGAAUAGGGGUAUCACUAAAGAAGGUUCCGCAAGUUGAAAUGGAAGUAACCGAAAGGGGUUUGUCAGAUCAGUCCAUGUCUCAAGAUGGCGAGGAUCCACGUUUAAGUUCGCGCUUAAUAGGUCGGCCCUUGUUCCUUGCGCCAGUUUCCACCAUGCUGGCGUCGGGAUCAUCGCCGUCAUCGUCCUCUUCGCCUUCUCCAUCAGACUCAGCGCCACGUGCUUCUCGCUGCUUGGCGCGCUCAAUUUUGCGUUUCAUUAUAGGAUCCUCAUGGAAGUCGGCAAAGGUGAGCUUCUGUACACAACCACCCAUUGGACAGUCUUUCUCGCCCUGGCCGCGAAACAUGGAUAAAAUUGCCGACUUUUCAAAUGUGUGCUUGCACUUCUUGCUGGUGAUGGGUUCCUGAAAGGGUAAUAACGUGACGGGACACCUGGUGCUUGUCACAGCGGGGCCGUAGGCGAUAUCGUCAUCAUCAUCGUCGCCGCCAUCCUCGUCCAGCCGCGGGUUGCCGUCCUCAUCGAACCAGCGGCUCGCGUCCGGUAUGGCCUUGUCCUCGUUGGGAUGCAGACCGUCGUGCCAGUGCCGUUUGAAGGUGAUGUAGUCGUUGUUCUCUGCAUAUUUCUCAAAAACGCCCUCGGCCUCGUACUCGGCCGCUAGCCUCGCGCGCGAUUCCCUAAAUAUACGUAGUGGGGCAGGAGGCCCAAGCCGUUCCUCCUCGUCGGCGUCCCCGUCGUCCUCCCCAUUUGUACCCGCGCGCACCGCAGCCAGGAACUCAUCCACAUCCUCGAUAUCCUCGAAACUCGUCGCCUCGGCCCCUUCACCACCACCGCCAGCCCGCUCCCGCAUCUGCCGUGGCUGCACCUGCUGCAGCGAGGUGUUUGCCUCGCGCAGCGCGGCCUUGAGAUCGAGCAGGGCGCGCUUUGCGUCGAUGGCGGCGCGGUCGGCGGCCUCGAGCUCGCGGGCGAGACGGG
Molecule: messenger RNA, 3241 nt
Organism: Pyricularia grisea
Lineage: Eukaryota; Fungi; Ascomycota; Sordariomycetes; Magnaporthales; Pyriculariaceae
Exons: 10
Coding region: 229-2100 (623 amino acids)
Biological process (GO): carbon catabolite repression of transcription
Cellular component (GO): cell tip; nucleus; cell division site
Molecular function (GO): protein binding
Source: RefSeq, a predicted model, not a curated record